Molecule: messenger RNA, 3215 nt
Organism: Salmo salar (Atlantic salmon)
Lineage: Eukaryota; Metazoa; Chordata; Actinopteri; Salmoniformes; Salmonidae
Product: xylosyltransferase 1
Biological process (GO): heparan sulfate proteoglycan biosynthetic process; chondroitin sulfate proteoglycan biosynthetic process
Cellular component (GO): membrane
Molecular function (GO): protein xylosyltransferase activity
Source: RefSeq, a predicted model, not a curated record
UGCCAGUAGCUCCGCUCCAUAGACGCAGGCGGCGCUGAAACCCUCUCAGCCACCCCUGCUGUCAGCGCUUAGCCGACGGGGGCAGCUCGCAGCUUGAGCCGAGAGAGAGAGGGAGAGUGAGAAAUAUGGUUGGCAAUAUGUGCGGUCGCAAGCUGGCUCGCCGCUCCAAAUCAGCGCUGAUUGUCGCGCUGACAGUUCUCCUGGUUCAGACGCUGAUCGUAUGGAACUUUAGUACCCUGGAUAUCGGGGAAGAAGGGGCCAAUAGUAGGCGGGAGAAGAGGGACCAAGUCGGGGGCAUCAACAAAGCCUACAGCCAGUACCCCCGGAGCGGGCUGCCAAAGAGGCAUCACCAACCUCCGCUUGGGAAAACGGCUGUCCGACACAAGCAACAACCGGAGGGCUACCACUCCUGGCGGCCCAAGGAGAAAGUCCUCCUGGAUAGUAACAACAAUGAGAACUCGGUCCCCAAAGACUUUGACACUUUUGUUGACACCAACAGCAACCUCGGGGCGCAGUCACUGUCUCAGCGCCAGCGAAUGGCAGGAAACGCCGCCAAACACAAACCGGACAAGGCCCUAAGGCAAGGCAUUCUGGGAAAGGCCUUGCCCAAUGAGGUCAACGAGGUUAUUCAGCAGUACACUCUUUCUCCACAGCAGCCCAGAGGAGUGGGACUUAAAGAUAGCCACGCAUACAAACGACCCAAACCUCCCUCCCAGCUGUCCACUAAACCCGCUAGACCUUCCCCCUCUCCCUCCAUCAAAACAUCCAAUCAGCAUCAGCGACAUCACCAACCCAGGAAGUUGGUGACUGCGGCUCCUGUGCGGGGGCAGCGGAGGGAGAAGGACCAGUGUGAGAUCAGUGGGAAGGAGGCCAUCUCGGCUCUGUCAAGAGCCAAGACCAGGGAGUGUCGUCAGCAGAUAGCUGAGGUGUACUGCAGACACAAGGAGAGGACACUGAUGCCGGAGACCGUCCCUCGAUACUGCACCAUAGAAGGUAAGGCCAAUGUGAAUGUACAGUGGGAUGAGGGCUCAGAGCAGACUGCCCCUGCUGUGCCUGUUCGCAUCGCCUUCGUCUUGGUGGUCCAUGGCAGAGCGUCUCGGCAGUUCCAACGCCUGUUCAAGGCCAUCUACCAUACCUCACACUACUAUUAUAUACAUGUAGACCAGCGUUCCAACUACCUCCACAGACAGGUGGGGGCUCUAGCGAGCCAGUACUCCAACGUCCGUGUUACUUCCUGGAGGAUGUCCACCAUUUGGGGCGGGGCGAGCUUGCUCACCAUGUACCUGCGUAGCAUGGACGACCUUCUCAAGAUGGCCGACUGGAAUUGGGACUUCUUCAUCAAUCUCAGCGCAGCCGACUACCCUAUCAGGACCAAUGAACAGCUGGUGGGCUUCUUGACAAAGUACCGGGACAUGAACUUCAUCAAAUCCCACGGCAGAGACAACACACGGUUCAUCCGUAAGCAGGGUCUGGACCGGCUCUUCUUCGAGUGUGACACACACAUGUGGCGCCUAGGCGACCGCAAGAUCCCAGAAGGCAUUGCGGUGGACGGAGGUUCCGAUUGGUUCCUUCUGAACCGCAUGUUUGUGGAUUACAUCAUCAACUCUGAAGAUGAGCUGGUCGUCAGCAUGAAGCGCUUCUACGCAUACACACUGCUGCCUGCCGAGUCGUUCUUCCACACAGUACUAGAGAACAGUGCUCACUGUGAGAGUAUGGUGGACAACAACCUGCGUAUCACCAACUGGAACAGGAAGCUGGGCUGUAAGUGUCAGUAUAAACAUAUCGUAGACUGGUGUGGCUGCUCCCCCAACGACUUCAAACCUCCUGACCUGCCACGCUUUCAGCAAACGUCCAGGCCUACGUUUUUCGCCCGUAAAUUUGAGGCUAGCGUGAACCAGGAGAUUGUUACCCAGCUGGACAGCUUCCUGUUUGGCCCUUAUCCACAGGAGACCCCAGGGCUCCAGUCGUACUGGGAGAAUGUGUACGAUGAGACGGACAGCGUAGCCAGCCUAUCAGACAGCCAGCUCACUCACUACCACGCCUUCGCACGCAUGGGCCUAUCACGGGCUGCCACGUCACUGCAGGGCCACCCUGACAACAACAGCUGCAGGUAUAUCUCCAGGGGCCACCCGGUGUCUGUCCAUUUGUACUUCCUGUCAGACGUGUUCCAAGGCUACCUGGUUCGUCAAAAUGCUAGUAACCUAGCAACCAGCCAGCUAGAGACCCUAGAGACUUGGGUCUCCCAUAGCAACCACUUCACCCUGGCCCCGACAACCAACACCCUCAACAGACUACAAUUUGCAGAGGUGGGUACAGACUGGGACGCCAAAGAGAGAGUCUUCAGGAACUUCGGAAGCCUCCUGGGCCCCACGGAGGAGCCGGUUGCCAUGCAACGCUGGGGCCGGGGACAGAACGUCACGGUAACCGUCGUCUGGGUGGACCCCACCAACGUCAUCGCCGCCACGUACGACAUCCUGGUGGACGGCGGGACAGAGUACACACACUACCGGCCCCCGUUAACCGUGCCUUUACGACCCGGCGUGUGGACGCUGCGUGUGUUGCAUCACUGGAACCUGCUGGCCUCCACCAGCUUUGUGGUUUCACCUCUGGAGUACCACGACCAGCAGCCUAUACGCCAGGAAGACACAGUGAAGCUCCACAGCGGCCCGGUCCGUAACUCCUACAUGGAGCAGAGUUUCCACGGCCUCAACCCCAUCCUCAACCUCCCUGUGCACCUGGGACAGGUGGAGGAGGCGGAGUUUAAAGCAUCACUGACAGGGGCGGAGCUCCAGAGCUGGGUGGACCAUCUCCUGUCAGGGGUGUGGUCUGCAGCGGACGUGUGUUCUCAGGGUCCUAGCUCCUGUCCCGUUAUGCAGCGGUGUCGGGAGACGGGAUGGAGCGCGCUCAGUCCCGACCCAAAGUCUGAUCUGGGCCCCCCCAGAGGAAACGGACGGAUUAGGUAGCACCGUCGCCACGGCUACUGCUACAGCCAAUCAAUGGCUUGGAGGAUGAACUGACGGGAAAGGUUUUUGUGUGCUGUGCACCACGGCUAUCGUGAGAUGGUCUGCUGCGUCCUAAAUUGCUCCUCCAUUUCCUAUAUCCUGAGUGGACAAAACAUUAAGAAUACCUGUUGUAUCCAUGACUGACCAGGUGAAUCCAGGUGAAAGAUAUGAUCCCUUAUUGAUGUCACUAGUUCAAUCCACUUCAAUCAGUGU